CAUUCACGGCCGUUCCCGCCCCUUGACUUCCGGGCUGCUAUUUCCGUUUUCCUGCAUCCGGGGCGGUGCGAACAGCGGUGGGCGUGUCCCUGCGGCGCGUGGUGACCGUUUGCGUGCGCGGUUCUUGGCUCGCGGCGGCGGUUAGCGGCGGUUGGCCGGGGUUGUCUGCCUGCGACAUGGCGGACGCGGAAGCCGCCAUGACGUUCCCGAAGAAGCACAAGAAGAAGAAAGACCGGAAGCCGCUGCCGGAAGCUGACGUGGCUGAGAUCCAGCAUGUGGAAGAUUUCCUGAUCAAACCGGAGUCCAAGGCGGCUCAGUUGGACACCUCCCAGUGGCCCCUGCUGCUCAAGAACUUUGACAGACUGAACGUGCGGACGGCGCACUAUACGCCCAUCCCGUGCGGUUCCAACCCGUUGAAGAGGGAGAUCGGGGAGUACGUCAGGACCGGCUUCAUCAACCUGGACAAGCCGUCCAACCCCUCCUCGCACGAGGUCGUGGCCUGGAUCCGCCGCAUCCUGCGCGUGGAGAAGACGGGGCACAGCGGGACGCUUGACCCCAAGGUCACCGGGUGCCUCAUCGUCUGCAUUGAGCGUGCCACACGCCUGGUCAAGUCACAGCAGAGCGCAGGCAAAGAGUAUGUCGGGGUCGUGCGGCUGCACAACGCCAUCGAGGGGACCGCCCAGCUCUCCAGGGCCCUGGAGACCCUGACGGGUGCCCUGUUCCAGCGGCCCCCGCUCAUUGCGGCGGUGAAGCGGCAGCUGCGUGUGCGCACGAUCUACGAGAGCCGCGUUGUCGAGUACGACCCUGAGCGCAGGCUGGGUGUGUUCUGGGUGAGCUGCGAGGCCGGCACCUACAUCCGGACGCUGUGCGUGCACCUGGGGCUGCUGCUGGGCGUCGGGGGGCAGAUGCAGGAGCUGCGGCGCGUACGCUCGGGCGUCGUGGGCGAGCGGGACCACAUGGUGACGAUGCAUGAUGUGCUAGACGCGCAGUAUCUAUACGACCACCACCGGGACGAGAGCUACCUGCGCCGCGUGGUUUUCCCGCUGGAGAAGCUGCUGACGUCGCACAAGCGCCUGGUGAUGAAGGACAGCGCGGUAAACGCCAUCUGCUACGGCGCGAAGAUCAUGCUCCCCGGCCUCCUGCGCUACGAGGAUGGCAUCGAGGUCAACCAGGAGAUCGUGGUCAUCACCACCAAGGGCGAGGCCAUCUGCGUCGCCAUCGCGCUGAUGACGACCGCCGUGAUCUCCACAUGCGACCACGGGGUGGUGGCGAAGAUCAAGCGCGUCAUCAUGGAGCGCGACACCUACCCCCGCAAGUGGGGCCUGGGGCCGAAGGCGAGCCAGAAGAAGCAGCUGAUCAAGCAGGGCCUCCUGGACAAACAUGGCCGACCCACGGACGGCACCCCUGCCUCCUGGACGCGCGACUACGUGGACUACAGGUGA
Molecule: messenger RNA, 1442 nt
Organism: Rattus rattus (black rat)
Lineage: Eukaryota; Metazoa; Chordata; Mammalia; Rodentia; Muridae
Gene: Dkc1
Product: dyskerin pseudouridine synthase 1
Exons: 12
Coding region: 177-1442 (421 amino acids)
Biological process (GO): rRNA pseudouridine synthesis; box H/ACA sno(s)RNA 3'-end processing; snRNA pseudouridine synthesis
Cellular component (GO): box H/ACA snoRNP complex
Molecular function (GO): pseudouridine synthase activity; RNA binding
Source: RefSeq, a predicted model, not a curated record